Messenger RNA from Caenorhabditis briggsae, 450 nucleotides. NCBI's taxonomy places the organism in Eukaryota, Metazoa, Nematoda, Chromadorea, Rhabditida, Rhabditidae. The record is from RefSeq and is a predicted model, not a curated record. The transcript has 3 exons. Bases 1 to 450 code for a protein of 149 amino acids.
AUGGUCGUUUCCUUGACCAUCAAACGAUUGCUGUCUUCUACAGUUGAUGGCUCUGCACACCUGUGUGUGUACGACGCGAAUCACAACGGAGACGAUUUGACGGUGACCAUCUCAUGUCCUUUGGCUUCUGGUUGUUGCGAGAAAGGUUGUUGUAAACUUCCAGUCAACUUUAUCACAAACAGUCACAUGAAUACGUCAUCUUUGUCCGAGGAACCAAUAUCAAAUACGAGCCAAUUCAAUGAGACUAUCUUGUUGAUCACCUUGACUCUUAUGAUAUUUUUCUUCGGCUGCAUCUCAAUACUCUUCAUUUUCAGAAAGAUUCAACACAUCCGCCACAAAGAACAUGAACCAGAUUUUGUGUAUCAUGCCUAUCGUCCACCACAACCAAAAGUAAGUAAGAACCCGCCGACAGUAAUCCUAACCGACUACCGUAAUAUGACCCUUGAAUGA